Camellia sinensis is the source of this 1860-nucleotide messenger RNA. Its product is annotated as mitogen-activated protein kinase kinase kinase 18. NCBI's taxonomy places the organism in Eukaryota, Viridiplantae, Streptophyta, Magnoliopsida, Ericales, Theaceae. The record is from RefSeq and is a predicted model, not a curated record. Gene Ontology annotation, molecular function: protein kinase activity; ATP binding. Gene Ontology annotation, biological process: protein phosphorylation; signal transduction.
AAAAGCAGCAUAAAGUAGAACAACGGUGGAGAUCUACCCAUCACCACCACGGAUAAGGAUAAACCUGGUAUCAUAUCCUCUUUUACGUCAACUAAUUCACCACUCAAAACACCGCACAGACCCACACUCUCUACGCGUCCACGUCACCAAACCCUUUUUCUGUAUAAUUUCCAAUCAAUUUCACAAUCACACAAACACACACACAAUCGCACAAUAUAUAUAGAACCCACUCGGACCCCCUAAGCUAAGGCCACCCCAAAACUAAAAGUACAGUGUUCCUCAAAAUUCUCAGUUUCGGAGAUGGCAAAAGUGAACAGACAAUCAAACUGGGUCCGAGGGAAUUGCAUAGGCCGAGGAUCAUAUGGUACUGUGAAUAUGGCGGUCGACAAAUCAAACGGUCAGGUUUUCGCGGUGAAGUCUGUCGAUCGGAGUUCGGAUUUCGACACUCAAUUGGAGGCUUUAGAGAAUGAAAUUCGGAUUCUCCGAUCGCUUUCCUCACCGUGGAUGGUGGAGUACCUAGGCGAUGACACCACGUUGGAGAACAAUGGCACGACGUCGUUUCGAAACCUCCACUUGGAGUACUUGCCAGGUGGCACCGUCUCUGAGCUGGCAAGGCAUUCCGGCAAUGACGUGGACGAGAACACUUUGAGAUCGUCCACGUGGUGCAUCGUCGCUGCUCUGAAGUACGUGCACUCGAAGGGCAUUGUUCAUUGCGAUAUCAAGGGCAAGAACGUGUUGGCGGGACCCAUUCCUGGCGUCGCGAAGCUAGCCGAUUUCGGGUCGGCGGCGGAGUUCGGCGGCGCCUCCCUGUCGCCGCCGCGUGGAAGCCCGCUGUGGAUGGCGCCGGAGGUGGUUCGCCGGGAAUACCAAGGCCCGGAGUCCGACGUGUGGUCUUUGGGGUGCACGGUGAUCGAGAUGGUCAGAGGACAACCGGCGUGGGAGGAUCGCGGCGGCCACACGCUGUGUCGAAUCGGUUACUCGGACGAGUUGCCGGAGAUUCCAACUCAGUUGUCGGAACUCGGUCGGGAUUUCGUCGAUAAGUGUUUGCGAAGAAACAGAGCAGAGCGGUGGAGCUGCGAUCAGCUGUUGAACCACCCAUUUAUAUCAUCAUCAGCACCGUUAAAUUCGAUUACUCAUUCAUCGCCACGUUGCGUGCUCGAUUGGGUGAAUUCAGAGUUUUCAGAAAAAGACGAUGAAUUUGAAGAAGAAGAAGAAGAAGAGGAAUCGAGCUUGGCUUGGGAAUUACAGACUCGGUGCAGAGAGAGAAUCGGAAAAUUAGCAUCGAAUUCGGGGGCAAUUUGGGAAUCUGAUGGUUGGGUGACGGUAAGGAAUUUGAUCUGUGACAGAGCAGCUGAGGAAGAAGGAGGGACAAGUUCGGAAUAUCCGAAUUCUAUGACGAUAGAAGAGGAAAUGGAAUAUUCCGAUUCGAUACAAAUUGAAAUGACAAAUUUGGAAUCUUUCGACACUGACACUGACAGUAGCGGUGGCGGUGACAGUUUUGCGGUGGUGGUGGAGCGGGCUGUAGAUGGCAGUGAUAGGUGGCGAGGGUGGAAUUGGACGAUGGGCACUAGACUUCAGGACUUUACAGUUGGUGUAAAUUAUUUUUUAUUUAUAAAUUUAUUAUUAUAUUUCAAAACACACAUUUGUAUCGCAUUGAGGUUUAUAAUGCUUAUUAUUUACAUUUUAUUUGAGAUUUCAAUCUUUUCAUGUGAGAUCAAGUUUCUCCAAACUCCAACUGUAUAUUCUUUCUUCAAUUAUUUAAUUUGUUACUUAGAAUCUUACCAAAAGCUGAAAAUCAAUUGGGUAUCAUCUCUCCCCAAAUUUUUCUGUUGCUUAUUUAUUUAAUUUAUCGUACAUUAC